CUACUUAGCGGUGUUGUACACGAUAUAAGACAGAUGGAACCUUGGAUGGAACAGUCACUCAACCUUAUCAACGCCUUUCACCGUCCCUUCUUCUCUAUAUUUCACCUCCUCUCCCCCGUCGCUCCUUACAAUGGGCUGCAUACCCAGCAAACAGUCGGUACUUGACGACGAUUUCUCCCCGUCGUGUUUCGGCCUAACCUCAAAACGAUCACCCCAAGAGGAGAAAUCACGGCCGAACAAGCCUAAAGGGCCGCCUUCACCUAUCGUUGAGGGCUCCCUCCCGCCAUGGCUACAGAAGCGGGCGGUGUUGACUCAGAGGGCAGAUGGAAACAUAGUCAUUAUGGAGCACAACCCGCAGAAGUUGUCAUGACUGUAGUCGAAGUUUAGGUCGCAUUAAGACUCGAUGUUUCCACUGGGAAGUCGGGAAUUGACCAUUCAGGAU
Messenger RNA from Somion occarium, 442 nucleotides. NCBI's taxonomy places the organism in Eukaryota, Fungi, Basidiomycota, Agaricomycetes, Polyporales, Cerrenaceae. The record is from the annotation of a GenBank genome assembly.